This is a messenger RNA of Sphenostylis stenocarpa, 3624 nucleotides long. Lineage: Eukaryota; Viridiplantae; Streptophyta; Magnoliopsida; Fabales; Fabaceae. The record is from the annotation of a GenBank genome assembly.
AUGCCAGUGAUAGAAACACUUGGUGGUGCUCUUUUCGGUGCUGUCCUUCAGGUGCUAUUUGACAGGCUGGAUUCUCAUCAUGUUUUGGACUAUUUCCAUCGGAGAAAGCUCAAUGAGAAGCUACUGAAAAAAUUGAAGGUGAAGCUGUUGUCCAUCAAUGCUGUGAUCGAUGAUGCAGAACUAAAGCAGUUCAGUAAUUCAUAUGUAAAAGCAUGGCUUGAUGAGGUCAAAGAUGCUGUCUUUGAUGCAGAGGAUCUGUUGGAUGAAAUAGACUAUGAAUUUUGCAAAUUCAAGUUGAAAGCUGAAUCCCACACCAGCGAUAAAAAGGUAUGGAAUUUCUUCAAUGCUUCUCCCAAAAGUUUCUUUGACAAGAACAUUGAAUCGAGGAUGGAAGAAGUCCUUGAGCAACUGGAAUUUCUUUCAAGACAAAAGGGUGAUCUAGGUUUGAAAUAUGCUAGUGGUGUUGGUGUUGGAUCAGAAUCGGGUAGUAAAGUGACACAGAAGUUACCAUCAACAUCUUUGGUGCUUGAAAGUGUUAUUUAUGGCAGAGAUGAUGAAAAGGAGAUGAUUCUUAACUGGUUGUGUUCUCACACUGAGACCCAUAACCAGUUAUCAAUACUCUCUAUUGUAGGUAUGGGUGGGAUGGGUAAGACUACACUUGCCCAACAUGUAUAUAACGAUCCAAGGAUUGAGGAGGCUAAAUUUGACCUUAAAGCUUGGGUCUGUGUGUCAGAUGAAUACAAUGUUUUCAAGGUAACCAGAGAAAUUCUUGAGGCAGUCCACAAUUCAAUUGAUGAUAGCAGAAACCUAGAAAUGGUUCAGGGACGAUUGAAGGAAAAGUUGACAGGAAGAAAGUUUCUCCUCGUUCUGGAUGAUGUUUGGAACGAAGAUAGAGACCAAUGGAAAUCAUUGCAAACUCCUCUUAAAUACGGGGCUAAGGGAAGUAAAAUUCUUGUCACAACACGCAGUAGCAAAGUUGCUACCACCGUGCUGUCAAAUAAAGUACACGAACUAAAGCAGUUACAAGAAGAUCAUAGUUGGCAACUUUUUGCUAAACAUGCAUUCCAAGAUAAUAAUCAUCGAUUGAAUGUUGAAGUGGAGAGUAUUGGUAAAAAGAUUGUUGAAAAGUGCAAAGGUUUGCCCCUGGCAUUGGAAACAAUUGGAUGUCUUUUGCACACAAAGUCAUCUGUUUCCGAAUGGGACAGCGUAUUGAUAAGCAAGAUAUGGGACCUACCCAAAGAAGAUAGUAAAAUUGUCCCUGCUUUGUUAUUGAGCUAUUACCAUCUUCCUUCUCAUCUCAAAAGAUGUUUUGCUUAUUGCGCCUUAUUCCCCAAAGAUCAAGAGUUUGACAAGGAGAGUCUGAUUUUGUUAUGGAUGGCCGAAAAUUUUCUACAAUGUUCUCAACAGAGUAGGAGUCCAGAAGUAGUUGGUGAAUUGUAUUUCGAUGAUCUAUUAUCAAGGUCUUUCUUUCAACAAUCAGUUAAAGACAACAAAACAUUUUUUAUCAUGCAUGACCUUCUCAACGAUUUGGCAAAAUAUGUUUGUGGAAACAUAUGUUUCAGGUUUGGAGUUGAUGAAGAUAAAAGGAUACCCGUAAGGACCCGUCACUUAUCAUUGGUAACGAAUGAAGAUCAAUAUUCUGAUGAGUUUGGGAGUUUAUACUAUGCUAAAAGGCUACGCACAUUUAUGCCAACAAGUAGAAGAAUAAGCAUUGAUAAUUAUUGGGAUUGCAAGAUGGUGAUGGAUGAAUUGUUCUCCAAAUUUAAGUUCUUACGGGUCUUAUCUUUGUCUUGUUGUCGGAGCCUUAAAGAGGUUCCUGGUUUGGUAGGUGAUCUUAAGCAUCUUCGUUCACUUGACCUUUCAAGUACUCUUAUACAAAAGCUCCCCGACUCUACAUGUUCACUCUAUAACUUGCAAAUACUGAAGCUGAACUCUUGUUUCAAUUUGAAGGAGUUGCCCUCUAAUUUGCAUAAACUCACCAAUUUGCGUCGCCUUGAGCUGAUGAAAACUAAUUUGAGAAAGAUGCCAGUGCAUUUAGGAAAACUGAACAAUCUUCAAGUGAUGAUGAGUUCGUUUAUGGUUGGUGAAAGUAGUGAGUUCAGUAUUCAACAGCUUGGAGACCUCAGUCUUCGUGGAGGGAUAACAAUUGAGCAUCUGGAGAAUAUUUUGAAUCCCUUGGAUGCAAUGGCAGCAGAUUUGAAAAGUAAAACAAAUCUUGUGGAGCUAACAUUAAAAUGGAAUGAUAGCUGGAACUUUGCCGAUUUAAUGAAAGAAAGCGAAGUCCUUGAGAAUUUGCAACCUUCCAAAUAUUUGGAGAAGUUGUCUAUUUGGAACUAUGGUGGUACACAAUUCCCAAGUUGGUUAGUCAAUAGUUCAUUGUCGAAUGUAGUGUCCUUAAGCUUAGAAAAUUGUAAAUUUUGCGUAUGUUUGCCUCCCCUGGGACUUUUGCCAUAUCUCAAGGACCUUACUAUUAGUGGGCUUGAUGAGAUUGUGAGUAUUAAUGCUGAAUUUUUUGGAAGUAGAUCAUCUUCAUUUACAUCCUUGGAAACAUUGAAGUUCUCGUUUAUGCAUGGAUGGGAAAAUUGGGAAUGUCAAGCUGUGACAGAUGCUUUUCCAAGUCUCCAACAUCUUUCUAUAAAACAUUGUCCCAAGCUGAAAGGGAAGCUACCAGAGAAACUUGUUCAUCUAAAGAAUCUACUUAUAUGUGACUGCCAAGAACUUGAGGCUUCUGCUCCUGCGGCCCUAGAAAUUUGUGAAUUAGACCUACGAGACUGUGGAAAGCUGCAUUUUGAUCACCAUCUCGCUGCUUUGAGAAGGCUAACCAUUAUCGGAGGCAGUAGGAUGAAAUUGUCUCUAGAUUUCUUAUGCACAUCAGAUAUAAAUAUUCGCAUGAGCAGUUAUGAUUUUCUUGAAGCAUUGGACAUCAAUGGUGGUUGUGACUCUCUUAUGACCAUUUCGCUUGAUUUUUUCCCAAAACUCAUUCGGCUUUGUCUCACAAGUUGUCGUAAUCUACGAACUAUUUCACAGGGGCAUACUCAUAAUCAUCUAAAGGAUCUGCAAAUAAUUGGGUGCCCUCAAUUCCAAUCAUUUCCUGGCGAAGGAUUAUCUGCACCCUGGUUAGAGAGCUUUACUAUUAAAAGAUUGCAUAAACUGAAAUCAUUGCCUCCACACAUGCCUAUUCUCCUUCCAUCUCUGACUAGUCUAUUGAUACAUGAUUGUCCACUGAUGGAGUUGUUAUCUAAUGGAGGUUUGCCAUCAAAUCUAGAAAAUAUGAAUAUCUCAAAUUGCUCCAGACUCGUUGCCUCACUGAAAGGGAAGUUGGGAGCAAGCACCUCUCUGCAAACCUUGUCUAUUCAACAAGUGGAUGUGAAGUCUUUUCCCGAUGAAGGUUUUUUGCCAACUUCUCUUACUUGUCUAAUAAUCCGUGAUUGCCCAUAUCUUAAAAAACUGGACUACAAGGGUCUCUGCAAUCCCUCUUCUCUUAAGAAAUUGACUCUUUUUGACUGCCCCAACAUCCAAUGCUUACCUGAAGAGGGUCUGCCCAAAUCCAUUUCAACUCUCCGGAUUUUGGGCAAUUGUCCGCUGCUCAAAGAACCUUCCCAGAAGAAAGAAGACGAAGAUUGA